UUGCUGGAGGUUGACGAGUUGCCUGAGGCUGAUGAAUUGUCGGAGGUUGACGAGUUGCCGGAGGAUGACGAGUUGCUGGAGGUUGACGAGUUGCCUGAGGUUGACGAAUUGUCGGAGGUUGACGAGUUGCCGGAGGAUGACGAGUUGCCGAAGGAUGACGAGUUGCCAAAAGUUGAGUUGCCAGAGGAUGACGAGUUGCCAGAGGCUGACGAGUUGCCGAAGGAUGACGAGUUGCCAGAGGAUGACGAGUUGCCGGAUGUUGAGUUGCCAGAGGUUGACGAGUUGCCGAAGGAUGACGAGUUGCCAAAAGUUGACAAGUUGCCGGAUGACGAGUUGCCAGAGGAUGACGAGUUGCCAGAGGAUGACGAGUUGCCGAAGGAUGACAAGUUGCCGAAGGAUGACGAGUUGCCAAAAGUUGACGAGUUGCCAAAAGUUGACGAGUUGCCAAAAGUUGACGAGUUGCCGGAGGAUGACGAGUUGCCGAAGGAUGACGAGUUGACAAAAGUUGACGAGUUG
Messenger RNA from Poecilia latipinna (sailfin molly), 516 nucleotides. RefSeq names its product periaxin-like. The annotation marks the transcript as partial. The transcript has a single exon. The record is from RefSeq and is a predicted model, not a curated record. Lineage: Eukaryota; Metazoa; Chordata; Actinopteri; Cyprinodontiformes; Poeciliidae.